CUUCUAUGUAAGAUUUGAGAUUUUUCUGCACAUAGGUUUGGUAUUAGUCAAUGGUUGUGUACAAUCUGUGUGUUUCGUUUUCGAGGUUAGUGUUAAUGUAUGAACAUUUGUUUGUGUGAACGUUCAUGCACAGUUCAAAUUUUAGUUUUCUGUGUGGUGUUAAGUAACGGAUUAUACAGUCGUCGCUGUUAUAAGGAGAAACUGGAAACUAUCAGUGCGAUUGUAUAUAGAAAUAAAGUGUAAUGCUAGACAUUUUACUGUUGUAGUAGGUGUUAUCUUUAAUCGAGAGUCUUUGAGAAGAUAAAAUUGCAAUUUCAAUUGGAAUAUCUUCCAUGUUAUAAUCUUUUAUUAUCCCGUGUCUGUUUCCUCAUAUUUUUAACGGUCUUCACUUCCGGAACAUAUGAAGGUCGAUUCUUUAACACGUCGACGAGUAAAAAAAACGCCUGACACGAUUACAUUGCGGUUUGUGCUUGUUUGCUGAAGGGGGGUGUUGUCUAUAUUGUUUAUGUUUGUGUAAAUUUUAUGUAGGUAAGUGACGGUUGUACGUAUCUACAUUGUUCUUAUAUUGGAUAGUACUCCCGGGUUGAAGGGAGAAUAGUGCGAGUGGUUACAUGAAACAGCAGUAAGCUAUGUAAAAUAUGUAAUGAUUGUAUCUUAUAAUUUCUUUGACAUUGGCCCGAUUACACUGUGCAUGGUACACGAAGCCGGUGUUUGUAACAAGCAUGUGAUUGUUCGUCAAGAUAAAAAUAUCUAGGCGUUGCCUUAGUGGCGCCAGUAGUGUUACAGUGAACUUGUAGUGCGGCUACGUUAGAAGUUUGUUCUAGGUGUAUCAUGGAGUAAGACUUAAAGGUGGGAUUCAGAGACAUUAUGUGUAUAACAUUUUAAACGAAUGUAUACUCUCAAUAUGGCUACUGUCAAACUUAGUAUACAGGACAAAAAAGACUUGGAUAAAUUCACCAAAUUUCUGGCACUAAAAGCUGCUCAGAUAAUUGUACAAUCAAGGCUGGGAGAGAAAGUUCAGACAAAGUGUAAACCACAUUCUUCUGGAACGGACUGGCAGUUUAACCUUGCAAUUCGUGACCUACCAGAGGUUCUUGCCGAAGCGAAGAGGGCUCUUUGUGGUGAGGUGGUGACAGCCCGCUUACCUCUGUGUGUGGAGAUAUCUCUACGCACUGUGGAGGGUGACAGUAUGAUGUUAGAGACGUGGUGUCUGGGUGUUCUUCCAGAGCAGUGCGAUCCCUCAGUCCGCGUUACGUACACUGUGUACAACAGAAUGGGCAUUCUUCUCAAAUCUCUUGUGUCUGUGACAAGGGUCACACCAGCUUACAAGCUGUCAAGGCGCCAAGGGCCUGAUUCAUAUGUCAUCUGUUACCGUAUUUACAUGGGAGAACCUCAGUUACACAACCUGGGGGAAGGUUAUAACCAGGUGAGGGUAGGUCAGCUGUGUACUCCUGUGGGAACAUUGCAUCUGUCAGUAUCUUAUCGUACCAAGAUGACUAUCUCGCCACAGAACACAGGCAGAGACAAUUCCAUCAUGCUGAAGAGUGACCACUUUCAUCCUGACCUCAGUCCGAAGCACUUGCGAUAUCAACAGAGUGAGGAUAAUAGUGCAUCCCUAAGUGACACCAUCAAGGUGGGGGCAUUUGCUGACAGCUGUAGACAACAACAGAUUCCUCUAGAGCCAGAAUUGGAGAUACCAAAUGUGCCAUUUAGUAGCCUCCUCGCCCCCCGGCAACAGUCGCCUCCACGGCCCUCUUCCGUUCAGCCCGCUGAACCUCCAGUCGAGACAGGAGGAGGAGCUGAGGUGGAGGAUGAUGGGAACGGCAACGUAACUCCUCGCUGUGAUUCUCGGCGGUCGAGCUGUUCCAUGGUGUCCAACAAUGAGGACUUCAUUAUGAAAACACCGUUUGCUACAACAAAUGCAAACAGCGAGCUCGGUGCUUUUUACCUGGAAUGCCAGAGCGCCCCGCAACUAAAGACGUUCUCCGAGCAGCCAACGCUGGCAGAACAAGUAGGGGACAUCACUAAAACAUUAGAAGCGUUUGAAACAAGCAUGCAAGAGUAUGAUGAAAUGCUCAACUCUCUCUGCCUUUCUGAUAACAACAACUAGGAACUGCGACGUUCGAUGGCAGAAGAAAGGAAUCCCAGUUCCUGGCAGCUUGUUUGAGUGUAUGAACAAAUAUGUAGUUUUGUCAGUAAAACCCUCUGAGAUGUUUGUGUUGCCAAGUUUACUGUUUAAUUUUCAGGUCCUAAGGAAGCAGCAGAAGUUUUUAGUGGGAUGUCAGAUGAUAUGGAAAAAAAUUUGUUACUUUUUUUUUUCAUGAGUUGCUAAUUAUAAAAGAUUUACAUUUGGCUGGCUUCAAGCUAUUUUUUGCCUUCUUAGGUGGGUGGUGGCCAAGAAGGUUGAUAUAAUUAUACUGGACACACUUGUGAACGUUCUGUUAACUGCCAAAGACCUAUUCAUAUUUUUGCACACAUAGGUUGAACUCCUGUUUUGUAAUAAAAGAAAAAAUGGUAACUCUUAAUUUUUUGUAAAACUUAACUUCAGUUCCCACCACUUUACUUUCACCCCUUCCCACCCAAGUGGUGGAAUUUGGUGCAGUUUAUUUUCAGAAACAGUCCCUUACUUUCUGUGUCAACUCCAGUUGCAUAUUUUGAGUACAGUAUGUGACUGAUUUUAAUUAUGUUUUUUGUCGAAUUGUUGAUAUUGUUUGACAUCCACUGAAUAAUUUAGAAUGUGUACAGCUUAGAAUAGUAACGAGAGAUUCCUAGGUAAGUUAUGUUAAGGUAAUAUUGCUAGAAAGUGGUAAUUUCAAAUAUUUGAAAGUAAAGUUAUUUGAGAUUAAAACCUGUAUCUUAUUGAUUGCAUUCUAACAGUGGGUUUUGUAGAAAAAGAAAGCAAUGCAGUGUUUUUCACAGAUCGAUGCACUUGGUAAACAAAUUGUCCUUCCUUCCCAUGGGCUUGACUGAUUACCCGUUUCACAGGAUUCGGCCAUUUCUACAAGUGCCGAGUUCUUUGAUGAUACAGAAUAACAUUCAGUACAAGUGGCCAUUCUUAUAAGUUCCAAGAUAACUGACUUUACAGUUUAUCAGGUUUACUUGUAGCCAUUCCACCAAACUGCUUGGAUCUGAGAAAAAGGCUGUGAAAUAAAAAAACAUUUGUUAACUGUAAAGUUACCAUUCCAAAUGAAGCAAGGAUAUUACCAUCUCACGUACUAAUAUGGGAGAUUUAUAAUAAGACUGAUCUAACGGCAUUGGACAAGUAAUAUAAGGUAGAUGAAUGUCUUGUAGAGAACACCUCUGUUUGCCUUAUGUGCUGUUGCUAAUUUUUAUCAAUAUUGGUUUUUCUGUUCUGUGAAAUGUCAGUAUGAAAAAUAUAUUUUCACCAGGGGUGAAUACAGGAGUGGAAA
Zootermopsis nevadensis is the source of this 3410-nucleotide messenger RNA. It is a transcript of the gene Atg13, whose product is annotated as Autophagy-related 13. Gene Ontology annotation, cellular component: Atg1/ULK1 kinase complex; phagophore assembly site; cytosol. The record is from RefSeq and is a predicted model, not a curated record. Lineage: Eukaryota; Metazoa; Arthropoda; Insecta; Blattodea; Termopsidae. Gene Ontology annotation, biological process: protein localization to phagophore assembly site; autophagosome assembly; mitophagy.